ACGUGCUCCGGGUGAGAUACUGACAUUAGUAUGGUGGAAAAAUAUGCAGCAAGCACUUGCAUUACUGUCAUAUGCUGACAAAACCCAUCAGCGUAAAAGUACGGAAGUGUGAGCUGCUGUCAUGUUUGCCCACAAAGUUUUGGUUUUCAGUGGUUGUGCUGCACCCGACUGAGCUUCCAACAACUUGUUCUUUUUUAUGUAAUAACCCUGAAAGUCUGUGGCUGAAGCACUCCCACCUCCACACGCUCCUCUCUGACAUUUCGACGGACGGUAGACUAAGAGAUGACAGCCAAAAGCUUCUAAUGUGCCGGAGCCCGUUGCCAUGUGGGAUGAUUCUGGCUUCAUAACAGCAGCUUAAAACGCGGAUGGACCUGGUCUGGACUUGACUUUUGACUUCUACAGAGAAGACACGACGGCAUCCAAACAUAUCAGCAGCAACAAUGAACGCGACCGAGGCGGGAAUCACGACUGCGGUGUGCGUUAAAAUCGGCGACAGCAUCAUUAGCGACCUCCUGAUGAGCGUCUACAUUCUGGCCUUCAUCUUUGGCCUGAUCUUCAAUAUCUUCACCCUGGUCCCCAUUUUGCAACAGGUGCGCAGCCAAAACAUCCUGGGCAUUUUCCUGCUCAGCCUGUCACUCUCCGACAUGCUUUUCAUCUUCACAAUGCCUCUCUGGAUCAACUACUACCACCAGGACCACCACUGGAAGCUGGGCGUCAUGUCGUGUAGCGUGGCCGGGUUCUUUUACUACUCCAACAUGUACAUCAGCAUCUACCUGCUGUGUUGCAUCUCUGUGGACCGCUGCCUGGUCAUAACGUACCCGUUCCGUUCCAAAACCCAGCGGACGUCGUGCUGCGCCUGGGCGCAGUGCGUAAGCGUCUACGCGGUGGUGAUAGUGCUGCACAUCAUGGUGCUGUUCCAAGACAACCUCCCCGACGCCCACGACAGCCGAGACGACCGCUGUUACGAGACUUACCCCAUGGAGAAACCCGUGGCUUUGUUCAACCUGCUCCGGGUGGGCAUCGGCUUCCUGCUCCCCCUGCUGGUGCUGGCCGUCAGCUACUGGAAGGUGCUGGCCACUGUGGGGCAGAGUCCGGGCCUGAGCGCCCAGGUCAAGAGGAAGGUGCGCAUGCUCUCCUUCGGGGUGAUCGGAAUCUUUUCGGUUUGCUUCGCGCCGUACCACCUCCUGCUGCUGGCGCGCUCGCUCGUCUUCUACCAGGACGACAAGAGGGGGCCCGACGGCAUCUACUGUCAGUUUGAGCAGAAGGUGCACUUCGCCUUCUCGUGCACGCUGGCUCUGUCCAGCCUCAACUGCGUGGUGGACCCCGUGCUCUACGUGCUGGUCAGCAACAGCAUCCAGGACGAUGUCAAACUCUGCUGCAAAAGGGGGAAGAGGACACAGAUGGAUGCGUGUGCUCCUUCCAGACAAAACACAGAAAAGUUGAAAAAUCAUUUGAUAUGAACGCGCUUGUUGGUGUUCCUUCCAUAAUCUCCGGGUAAAGUGGGCUGAUGCUUUGAAAGUGUCACAUUACCAUAUUUGUCCAGUCCCCUCGCCAAAUCCCUCAGUAUCUGCUCUAUAUGGAUUAGGAGCCUGAUAAGAUGAGAUACGGUACAUCCACUGGUACAGUAAAUAAGUGAUGUAUGAAGUUAUUUUUUUUUAAAUGCUGACAGUAAGACAGUGAUGCGUUGAGAUGUGAGUGACCCGACUUGAAAGUUUUUGGAGAAACAAGCCAUCAUUCAGACGAUACGUAUUUUUGAUUUGACUUGAAAAUACUAACUUGAGUGCUGUAUGGUGGCCGAUGUUGUCCAUAUUUUUGGCAGACGUGAACUGAACUUAGUUCCGUUAUGCCUAAUGAACGUUAUUGCGAAUGCCCUCAUUCAUGUGAACGCAUUUUUUUAUUUCCUCAUUAAAAAAAAAAAAAUAUUUAGGCAAUAUCUUUUUGAGAAGUUGGUGAUGGUUUAGUGGUACACUUGCGUUACUUUGGUGUGGGCAUCGGGGGUUCAGAAAGAGUCUCAGAAAAUGGAUGGACGGAAAAUUUAAAGGGGAAUUUUUCUCAUUACAACUUUCAUGGCUGUUGUUUGAAAGGUGGAACUGAUAAUUGAUAUUUCCAUUUCAAAAAAAGAGAGGGAAUUUGAGAGAAUUCUAUUUGUGUCAUCGAGGAACAAAUUGAACUCGUAUCUCAAGGCACAACUGCAUAAUGGGUUUGCAAACUUUUUGGGGCCACGGACCACAUUUUUUUUCCCCCCAAGGAAUGGCUGCUUUGAAACUGGAGGGUUCAAAAUGUCAAAAUGAUUGUUUUGUUUUGUUGUUGGAGAAAUCCCAAUUUGCUUCCCACAAAUGCUUACAGCACUUAUGUGAUUUGUCACAAUCAGAUUUUUAAAUUGUCUCAAAGCUGAGGGCAUAUAAGAGUCAUUAAUUUUACUUUUGUUUCAUUCGCGCAAGCAGUUCCCAUUUGCAGGUCUUCCCUUUUUUUUUUUAAAUAAGAAAACAUUUAUUGUAAAUUAUUUUGUGGACCCCCAAGCUCCACCACCUCGCAAGUCCAGGGGACUCAAUUUGAAAAGCAAUGACAAACUCACAUAUGCUCAACGUUUCUACUGUAUGAGAAUUUUGUUUGUUCUUUUUGUUUAUUAAUGCUCAAGCGUUCUCUUGAACAUCAUUAGGCAGAACUCUUAUACAUUUCGCAUGUUUUGUAGGUGUGAUCUCAGGCUUGGUGAGGGUUGGUGGCCUGAUGCCUCCAAAAAAAUGUUCCCCUUUAAAUUCUGAAUUUAAAUUGAACAUAUUUGUACAGAGAAACAUGUUUGAAAACAAAUCAUUAAAUGCAUUAUACAUUAAUACAACUCAACUGUACUUAAUAAAUAUAUUGCACUGGAUUAAAAAAAAACUUCAAGGCAUUGAAGCAUGUAAUCUGCAUAUUGAAUAUCUGUUCGCACUGUUGCUAUGGUUACAAGACUGAGAACUCGCCUCCCCUAUCUGAACUUUGAGGACCAUUUUGACCACUUGCCAUUACAAAGUUGGGAUGAGAUGACCUGUUGCCACCUUUCAGUUAAUGUUUGGUGUUAUUUUAAUUCAUCCACCCAUUUCCUUAGCCGCUUAUCCUCACAAGGGUCGCAGGUGUGCCGGAGCCAACCCCAGCUGACACAGGGCGAGUUGCAGAGUACACCCUGAACUGGUUGCCAGCCAUUCGCAGGGCACAUAGAAACAAACAGCAGUCACAGUCACAAUUACACUUUGGGGCAAUUUGGAGUCUUCAGUUUACCUAUGUGCAUGAUUUUGGACUGUGGGAGGAAACCGGAGCUCCUGGAGAAAACCCACGCAGGGAUGGGGAGAACAUGCAAACUCCACACAGUUGUGGCCGGGAUUUGAACCCCAGUUCUCUGAGCUGUGAGGCAGACACUCUAACCUCACUGUGGAUUCUAUUAUCAUUAUUUUAAUAUUCACAUAAAUUGUGAUGCACCCACAAGCCAAUCUACCUGCUUUUUUUCUUUAAGGAAAAACCACCGACCUCGAGAUGCUGGAAGUGCAUGACUGGACAUGUUGAUAAUCUUCUUCUUCAUCUAAAUGCAGUACAGUGUGAUUAAGACUUCAGGUUAAGUGCAGACUAAGAGAGUUGAAUGCAAAUGGAGAUGGAGGAUGUCAUUUAGCCACCGCACUUCUAUACACAAUAAGCAAUCAAGAAUGCAGCAAAGCAGCCAGUUAAGCAGAAAAUGGCGGCCUUUUGGCUUGCAUGCAUGCACUUUUGUCAAAAUGUUAAACUAUUAAGAUGAUGUACAGUCCUACAAAGAAAAUACAGAAGUCGAAAUUGACCUGAAAUUCUUGCAGAAAAGUACCAAAAUAAA
Molecule: messenger RNA, 3835 nt
Organism: Syngnathoides biaculeatus (alligator pipefish)
Lineage: Eukaryota; Metazoa; Chordata; Actinopteri; Syngnathiformes; Syngnathidae
Gene: gpr184
Product: G protein-coupled receptor 184
Exons: 3
Coding region: 441-1460 (339 amino acids)
Biological process (GO): G1/S transition of mitotic cell cycle; G protein-coupled receptor signaling pathway; negative regulation of G2/M transition of mitotic cell cycle
Cellular component (GO): membrane
Molecular function (GO): G protein-coupled receptor activity
Source: RefSeq, a predicted model, not a curated record